AUGGGUAAGCAAGAACAAUCGGAACCGCUGAAUCAGCAGCCAGCUGAGCAGCAACACGAUGAAGACGUUGGAGACAAAGGACUGGAAAAAUCGAUGACACUGUUCAAUGGAGUUUCUAUCAUCGUUGGCUGUAUUAUCGGAUCCGGAAUUUUCAUCAGUCCUACUGGAAUUCAAGCGCAAGCCGGAUCUGUUGGACUCUCCCUUAUCGUUUGGGUACUUUCUGGCAUCUUCGCCGCCAUUGGAGCCUACUGCUAUGCUGAACUUGGAACCCUUAUCCGCAAAUCCGGUGGAGAUUACGCUUACAUCAUGGAAGCUUUCGGACCAUUCCUCGCUUUCCUGAGACUUUGGAUUGAGAGUAUUGUGGUCAGACCAUGCACUGCGACAAUUGUAGCUCUCACGUUUGCAAUCUACAUGUUAAAACCAUUCUACCCGGAUUGUGAUCCACCACCACUCUCGACUGAACUGAUUGCUGCUCUUCUUCUAGUUCUCCUCACCGCUGUCAACUGCAUCUCUGUGAAAUGGGCCAACAAGGUGCAGGACAUUUUCUUUGUUGCUAAGGUUGCCGCUCUCAUUUUGAUCAUUUUCACCGGUCUCUGGAAUUUGGUUUCGGGCAAGCCACAGGCUCGCGAUUCGUUCGAAAAUAUCUUUGAGAACACUGCCAAAGACUUCCAAACCGCGUCUCUUGCCUUCUACUCCGGAUUGUUUGCUUACCAAGGAUGGAAUUAUCUGAACUUCAUUGUUGAGGAGCUACAGAAUCCAAAACGAAACCUCCCACUCUCAAUUGCCAUCUCCUGUUCAUUGUGCACUAUCAUCUACACCCUUACCAACGUCGCUCUCUACACUUCAAUCUCUCCAGAUGAGAUGCUAGCCAGUCCAGCUGUUGCUGUGUUGUUUGCUGAAAAGAACUACGGAUGGUUCGCGUUCUGCAUGCCAAUCUUCGUUGCCUGCUCGACCAUUGGAUCCGCCAAUGGAGUGAUUUUGACCAGUUCCAGAUUGUUCUAUUGUGGAGCUCGUGAAGGACAAAUGCCGAAUGUGCUCACCAUGGUGAACAAGCAGACUAAGACUCCAAUUCCAGCUGUCAUUUUGACUGGUCUCCUCUCACUGAUCUAUCUCUUGCUCUCCAACAACAUCUACUCCCUCAUCAACUACAUCCAAGUCAGCUACUGGAUCGCCAUCGGAGGAGCUAUUCUCGCUCUCUUCUACUUCAGAAAAAGCAUGUCAGAUGCUCCGAGAGCUGUUAAGGCGCCCAUCAUCUUCCCAAUCUUCUUCAUCGGAUGCGUUCUUCUUGUAUUAGUUCCAGUGCUCGGGAAUCCAAAAGACACCGCUAUUGGCAUCCUCAUUAUGCUUUCCGGAGUUCCAGUGUACAUUCUGUUCAUUGCAUGGAAGGGAAAACCAAAGUUUAUCGAUUCGCUCACAGAUUCCGUCACUGUCUUCACCCAAAAACUCUUCAUGGUCGUUGACGCAAACAAGGAGGAUUAA
This is a messenger RNA of Caenorhabditis briggsae, 1479 nucleotides long. It is a transcript of the gene Cbr-aat-3, whose product is annotated as Protein CBR-AAT-3. Gene Ontology annotation, biological process: amino acid transmembrane transport. Lineage: Eukaryota; Metazoa; Nematoda; Chromadorea; Rhabditida; Rhabditidae. Gene Ontology annotation, cellular component: membrane. The record is from RefSeq and is a predicted model, not a curated record. Gene Ontology annotation, molecular function: L-amino acid transmembrane transporter activity.